AUGUCUCCAGACCUUAACCCUAUUGAGCCUCUGUGGGGCAUCAUCAAACGAAAAGUAGAGGAGCACAAGGUCUAUAACAUCCACCAGCUCUGUGACGUCAUCAUGGAGGAGAGGAAGAAGAUUCCAGUGGUAACCUGUGAUUACCAAUUAUUAAAUUUCUCCAAAACGAAGUCUCACAAACCAGCCAAUACUUACCAUCCACCAAAGGAAAGGUUUGAUAUGAAGACCACAUUUCAAGACCAUUUUCAGUUCUGCCCAAUAAGACCAAGACAGUCCUGUAAACUAGAACAUUUGCAUACAGGUUGCUUGCCACCCAUUGAUUUUCGAACAAAUUAUAGAAUAGAGUAUGUGCCGCACCACAUAGAAGGAAUAAGGAUAUUUAAGAAGGAAAAGUAUAUGCCCAAUGAAGGGCCAUAUGAUUACCUAACAACUAACAGGCAAGAUUAUAAAGGAUUACCUGGAAAAGAAGCUAAAUCAUUAAAACCCAGAUACUGCUUUACAGGCUCAGAUAUACCGUUUAGUGGCUUGACUGAAUUUCAGGACAAGUAUCAAAUGUGGCCUCUACCGCCUCCUCUUGAAAAGAAGUCUGUUAUAUACAAGAAGCCUACAGAUAAAAUUAACUUUAUAUCAACUUCUCACUAUGACUACACUCCACCAAUCCUUCACCCGCAAGUUUCAUAUAAGCCAGUCUGGCAAUACCGAAGAAGUUCAGAAGCUUUUGAAGCAAAUUCUAUAAUGAGAGAAGAUUUCAAACUUUGGCCGUGCAAAAAGGCAUCUCUUCUAAGGCCACAGUCAAAUCUUGGCCUUCCAAUAGGCUCCUUUGAAAAUACAACUACUACUAGACAUGACUAUUUACCUCACCCUCCCACUCACACCAAGUCUUUCAAACCAACUGAAAAAAGAUUUAGGCCAUUGUUGCCUAUUGAUGCGCAAACCAUUUACAGCAGCAGCUACACUGUGAAACCAUUUCAAAUUUGUUGUACUAUUAACAACGAUCUUCCCAAGCAUAUAAAUCUGGAGAUGGACUAUCUCAAACCCAAACAGUACAGAUUACAGUCUGAGAAAGGAAAUAAGUAUGAUUUCAAUCGCGCAACAGCAGUCCCACUAUCUGCAGAAUGUUCUUCACUGGACAAUAGAUUUACGACACCCAGGGAAAAGGAAGCCAUGGCUUAA
Messenger RNA from Bufo gargarizans (Asiatic toad), 1173 nucleotides. RefSeq names its product stabilizer of axonemal microtubules 1 (gene SAXO1). Gene Ontology annotation, molecular function: microtubule binding; nucleic acid binding. Bases 1 to 1173 code for a protein of 390 amino acids. The transcript has 2 exons. NCBI's taxonomy places the organism in Eukaryota, Metazoa, Chordata, Amphibia, Anura, Bufonidae. Gene Ontology annotation, cellular component: sperm flagellum; cytoskeleton; ciliary basal body. Gene Ontology annotation, biological process: microtubule anchoring. The record is from RefSeq and is a predicted model, not a curated record.